Molecule: messenger RNA, 5021 nt
Organism: Drosophila innubila
Lineage: Eukaryota; Metazoa; Arthropoda; Insecta; Diptera; Drosophilidae
Product: myosin light chain kinase, smooth muscle-like
Exons: 13
Coding region: 210-4607 (1465 amino acids)
Biological process (GO): intracellular signal transduction; protein phosphorylation; positive regulation of apoptotic process
Cellular component (GO): nucleus
Molecular function (GO): protein binding; ATP binding; protein serine/threonine kinase activity
Source: RefSeq, a predicted model, not a curated record
UAUUCGGUUUUUAUUUGCAGACCGAGUAUUACAAGGACGCACCACAUUUCCGACGCAUCGGCGAGGGACCGGAGUACCGUUUGGAGAUACCCAGUGCCAAAUUGGACUUUACCGGCACAUAUUCAGUUAUUGCCAGCAAUUGCCAUGGCGAGGCCAAGGCUGUAAUAUCACUGCAAAUAUAUGCCAAAGAUAUACUUAAAGAUAAUCGCAUGGACAAGGUUCACACGCGACAUGGCAAUAUUGAAACUUUGCCGCGCUUCGUGAGAAAUCUGCGCAAUCUGCGCUGCUGCGAUGGAGACGCCAUAUCGCUGGAGUGUCAUGUGGAGGCCAUGCCGGAGCCAUAUAUAAUUUGGGAAAAGGAUGGCCACGUUAUACCCAGCGAUAGGGAUUACGUGAUGUCGUAUGAUGGCAUCAAAGCCAAGUUGAGCAUACCGCGCGUUUACCCCGAAGAUGAGGGCGAAUACACAUGUGUGGCCAAGAACUCGGUGGGCCGGACACUCUCAUCAGCUUGCAUUAUUGUCGAUGUGCCGGAGGAGAAAGAGAAUAUGCUGAGCCGACAAUUGGCCCGUCCAAGUGCCUUGCUAUCCGCCCACUCCACGCCUCGUUCCACUCCCCGGUCGACGCCGAACCGUAGCUUUUCACCAAUGAGACUUUCCUAUCGCAACAGUAGCAUCGACCUGACUAUGGGCUCUGUGGAUCGUCGACGCAGCGAUGCACGCUGCAUAUCGGCGCCCAAAUUCCUGGCCAUUCCCUACAACCGUGUUGUGGAGGAGGGCGACAGUGUGCGCUUCCAGUGCGCCAUUGCUGGGCAUCCCUCGCCUUGGGCCACUUGGGAUAAGGAUGGUCUGAUUGUCACACCAUCCCCUCGGAUUGCUGUCAAGGAAGUGGACGAUCUGCGCUUUAUUGAAAUUGAUGAGGUUGGCUUCGACGAUGCCGGUCUGUAUCGCAUUACCCUGGAGAAUGACUUUGGACGCAUUGAAGCCACAGCUCGUCUGGAUGUAAUAAGCAGUUCCCGCUACUCGAAGUCCCCCUCCACGAGAAGUGUACGUGCAUCCUCCUCUCGCCGCAAUGCCUAUCUAUAUAGACGCAUCAUGGGACCAUCUACAGCUAUUGGCGGUCGCAUGGCAUUGGCAAGCGGCUUUCGGGGAUCUUCCGUGCCCUCUGUGAGAUUCUAUCACAAUAAUAUUGAGCUGGAGCCUUCAGACCGGGUGCACAUUGUGCUACAGGAGGAUGAGGCUAUGCUGUUUGUGGACAAUGUAACGACUGCCGAUGAGGGCAACUACACGUGCAUUAUUAGUGGCGAUCAUGAUCCCCUAAUUAGCUCCAUCGAUGUUAAGUUCCAUGAGACAAGUACUGAUAUUCAACGUCGCCCUGCUAUCAUCUCGGAGCCGCUCCCUGAGCUCACGAAAUCAGUUGAGGGCGAGGUGAUCGAUCUCUGCUGUGCUAUUGAUAGCAUCGAACCCUAUAGCUACGUCUGGUUGCGUAAUGGCGAAAUUCUGCCCGACAGCGAGGAGUUCAACUACAUCGAUCACGGCAAUGGUUGUCUCUGUUUGCGCAUCAACGACGCCUUUGACAUUGACUCCGGCAUCUACAGCUGUCAGGUGUACACGUCCGAGGCUGAUGACAGCGACGCCGACUGCGAAUGCGACUGUCGCAGCAGCGGAGAACUGUGCGUUCUGGAGCGAGAUCUCUCUCAGAUUGAUGAAAGUGUGCAACUGCUGAAAACACCGCUGCCCGUGGUAUGUGCGGCAGGAGCGGAAGCUCUCUUCUAUGCGCGUGUUUACCCCUGCGAAGCGGACGCCGAAUGGUAUCUCAAUGGAAAACUCAUCGAGGAUGACUCACUGAAUAUGACGUUGGAGUCGUAUCCCGAGAACGGAAUUCGUCUGUUGCGCCUGCGAAACGUGCAGUUGGCUCAAAGCGGGGAACUGCGUCUGCAAGUGAAGCAUCCAGUGGCAGAAAGACGCACUCCUGCUGCCCGCAGCUAUACCAGUCUCCUGGUAUUGCCAAUCGGCAAUCACAACAACAACAACAACGACUUAUCACUGGCUGCCACCAGCUGCAUAUUGAAAGGGCCGGAAGAUUGCACCGCCCUAAUAGGCGGACAUGUCCAGCUGAGCGUGCAGUUCGAGCCAUUCCCCAAUACCAAGGUCAUCUGGUAUAAAGCGUGCCAUGCCAUCGUUGAAGGCGACAAUGUGAAAAUCCAGACGACAUCGGAGCAAUCGACGCUUUAUAUAACAGACAUUGCAGCCGAUGAUAGCGGCAAAUAUACGGCGGAAAUCAUGAAUGAUUACGGUGUGGAAGCCGCAGCCGCUUCAGUAGCCGUCGAGGGGCCCCCGGAGCCGCCCAGUGGACAGCCAAGUGUGUCCCUAGGACCAGAUCGUGUGGCAGUUGCCUGGUGUGGUCCACCCUACGAUGGCGGUUGCAUGAUAACCGGUUUUAUCAUCGAGAUGCAAAGCUGCAAGCCAUCGGACUGUGAUAGCAUUAAGGAUAACUCUGACUGGCAGCAGGUGGCACGCGUGGUGGAUACUCUGGCCUAUACGGUCAAGGAUCUGUUGCCCCAGUUGCAGUACAGAUUUCGAGUGCGCGCCGAAAACAUACACGGACGCAGUGCACCCAGUCAGGUCAGCGAGCUAGUGCAGACAACCCGUCCAAUAAAAACAACAGCAGCAGCAACUGCGGCUGCGGCUGCGGCAGAAAAUGAAACAGAUACCUUGAGCAGUGUCUCUGUGGAAUCUGGCGGAGAUUUUAAAUCCCGCUUUGACAUCAUCGAGGAGCUGGGCAAGGGACGCUUUGGCGUUGUCUACAAGGUGCAGGAACGCGGUCAGCCACAACAGUUGCUGGCCGCCAAGGUGAUCAAGUGCAUCAAGUCGCGUGAUCGUCAAAAAGUGCUCGAGGAGAUUUCCAUAAUGCGCUCUCUGCAGCAUCCCAAGCUACUUCAGCUGGCGGCAUCCUUCGAGAGUGCACGUGAAAUUGUUAUGGUCAUGGAAUACAUCACUGGUGGCGAGCUCUUUGAGCGCGUUGUGGCCGAUGACUUCACGCUGACGGAGCUGGAUUGCAUUUUGUUCCUGCGUCAGGUGUGCGAAGGAGUUGCCUACAUGCACGGCCAGAGCGUGGUGCAUUUGGAUCUAAAGCCAGAGAACAUAAUGUGCCACACCAGGACCAGCCAUCAAAUCAAGAUCAUUGACUUUGGACUCGCCCAACGACUCGACACAAAAUCCCCUGUCCGUGUGCUCUUCGGUACACCUGAAUUUAUACCUCCCGAGAUCAUCAGCUAUGAACCCAUUGACUUUAAGUCGGACAUGUGGAGCGUGGGCGUCAUUUGCUACGUGCUCCUCUCGGGCUUGUCGCCUUUCAUGGGCGACACGGAUGUGGAAACUUUUUCGAAUAUUACACGUGCCGAUUACGAUUUUGAUGAUGAGGCCUUUGACUGCGUGUCACAGGAGGCCAAGGACUUUAUCUCACAGCUGCUCGUGCAUCGCAAGGAGACGCGUCUGACCGCUCAGCAGUGCCUGGAAUCGAAGUGGUUGUGCCAGCGUCAUGACGAGAAUCUCAGCAACAAUAAAAUCUGCACGGACAAGCUUAAGAAGUUCAUCAUACGACGCAAGUGGCAGAAAACUGGAAAUGCUAUACGUGCUCUGGGCCGGAUGGCCACGUUGUCGGCAUCGCGUCGCAAUUCGGCCAUUGCCAUGGGCGCUUUGAAUAGUCCACGUCCCUCGAUCUCCGGCUUGGGCAUGUUGAGUGCAACGAGUGGGACGAGCACACAAAUGGCCUCACUCAACGAGGAGGAGGACGACUUCAGUGUUGAGAUGCCCCAUUCAGUGGACAAACGUAAGACGACUGGCGUCCUUAAGCUGCGCGACAAAUCGCAGUGCAGCGAACGCAGUGACUCCGGUUACAGCGAGUGCUCCAACGGCAGCCUGGGCACACAGGAGACACUGCUGUUGACGCUGGCCAAGUCCAAGCUGGAGCAGAUUGCCAAGGCAAACAGCGAAAUCGAGAGCACAUCCAAUGUGCCUACUCUGGAGCUACCUGCCAAGGGUGAACCCAUAAUGCUUUCCGACUUUACUAACACCAUCAAGAUGCGCAAGAAAUCACUGGAGGACAGCUGCACACGGGAAAAGCUGAAACCGCAUGCCAAGCCCAUUUGCGAUUCCAAGCUAAAGGUGUCGCAGCUGAAGCACAGGUUCCAGCAAUCCAAUGCUGCUGCAGCUGCUGCACUUAACAAGCCUGCCCCUGCAUGCAACAAAGUCGCCAAGGUCGCGAUCCCGAGCGUGGGCCACAUCAGUAAAUCCGUCGCAGGUCGAGCAACUGUCGCCACUAAAGCGAAACCAACACAAACCCAAUCAAUGCCCAGUUCACCGCUGCCCCAACGUGCUGCAACGCCAACGCGGCUGAGCAGUCGCGUCCGUGAGACAACGGAGCGUCUUGCCCAACAGCACACGGUGGCAAGUGCACAGCGUCACAGCAAAGGGAAUGGGAUCGGGAAAGGGUAUGACAGAGUCUGUGGCAAUGGCAAUGGAACUGGAAAUGCUCUUGGACAUGGCCACGAGUCACGUGCGCGACAUCUUAUCAAUAGAUUCAACGAAACGAAACAUAUCACGUCCUAGCUUUUAUAUCGUCCCACAAGUCGAUUUCUUGAUUCACAUAUUUUUAUUAAUAUUUAUGCAAAAUAUUAUGAUAAUCAUUAUUUAAUGUACAGUGUUUAAACAAAGCACAAUCUUUACGAAACACACACGCACACACGUACACUCGAAUAUACAUAUGUGCAUGUAUUUAUGUAUAUGUAUAAUAUCAAUAUCUACAUAUAUAGUUUAUAGAUGGAUGUGAACUAAUUAUAAUUAUUAUCCAAAUCCGAAUCCAAAAUGCACCCAAACAACAGGCACAUGUCAAAUGCACUGCACUUAGGCUAGACGAAGGCUACAAUAUUUAAAUUAUUUUUAUCGAUUUAUAUACAUAACUAUUUACCUUACUAAUUAAAGUUAAUUAAACGAAGCCAGCGAAGCGUCCUGGAAAUCUCUAAA